Molecule: messenger RNA, 2848 nt
Organism: Ixodes scapularis (black-legged tick)
Lineage: Eukaryota; Metazoa; Arthropoda; Arachnida; Ixodida; Ixodidae
Gene: Mcm6
Product: DNA replication licensing factor MCM6
Exons: 17
Coding region: 152-2620 (822 amino acids)
Biological process (GO): double-strand break repair via break-induced replication; DNA replication initiation; mitotic DNA replication
Cellular component (GO): MCM complex; nucleus
Molecular function (GO): single-stranded DNA binding; single-stranded 3'-5' DNA helicase activity; ATP binding
Source: RefSeq, a predicted model, not a curated record
CCUCUUUCCGCGCAUGCGCUCUUCGCGAUAAGUCUGCAAUUUGGCGGGAAAAGGUUCGCUAUCUGGCGGUCUUGCCGUGUUUUCGCCGUGCUGGUUGUUGUGUGGCUGGACCUUUAACUUUACUGGAUACUUCUCGUGAGAUUUGAUCACCAUGGAUGUUGCCGAUCUCCGCACGGGACCGGUGCACGUGAAGGAUGACAUCGGUGAUCGGUGCCAGAAGUUGUUUCAAGACUUCCUCGAAGAGUGUCAAAACAACAAGAAUGAGCCGAAGUACGUGGACGACGCCAAGAACCUGGUGAAGCCCGAGCGGAACACUCUCGAAGUGAGUUUCGCGGACAUCGAGCGCUUCAACCAAAACUUGGCGACUGUCAUCCAAGAGGAGUAUUACCGGGUAUACCCGUACUUGUGUAGAGCUCUUCGGAACUUCGUCAAGGACAGAGCCGAAGUGAACGUCGACAAGGAGUACUACGUGAGCCUGACUGACGUGGCUACGCGGCACAAGGUGCGUGAGCUGACGACGGCCAAGGUGGGCUCUCUGCUUAAGAUCAGCGGCCAGGUGGUGAGGACGCACCCUGUGCACCCGGAGCUGGUGACCGGCACCUUCACCUGCCUUGACUGCCAGACGGUCGUCGGGGGCAUCGAGCAGCAGUUCAAGUACACCCAGCCGACCAUCUGCAGGAACCCCGUGUGCAACAACCGGACCCGGUUCCUCCUGGACACCAACCGGUCGACCUUCGUGGACUUCCAGAAGGUGCGGAUCCAGGAGACGCAGGCCGAGCUGCCCCGGGGAAACAUCCCCCGCAGUGUGGAGGUGGUGGUGAGGGCAGAGGCUGUGGAGGUGGCCCAAGCCGGGGACCGCUGCGACUUCACGGGCACCCUCAUCGUGGUCCCCGACGUCGGACAGAUGGCCACCCCAGGCCUGCGGACAGAGAGCAGCUCCCACCACAAGGGGGGCAUGGAGGGCUUUGAGACGGAAGGUGUCCGGGGCCUCAAGAACCUUGGUGUUCGGGAAAUGGCCCACCGGCUGGCCUUCCUGGCCUGCACCGUGGAGCAGACCACCCCCAGGCUGGGAGGCAAGGCAGCCGCCGCGGAGGAGCUGAGCCCGGAGAUGAUGAAGAAGCAGCUGACGCCGCAGCAGUGGGACCGCAUCUACUCCAUGAGCCAGGACAAGAACCUGUACCAGAACCUCAUCUCGAGCCUGUUUCCCACCAUCCACGGCAACGACGAGAUCAAGCGGGGCAUCCUGAUCAUGCUGUUUGGAGGGGUGCCCAAGAAGACCGUGGAGGGUACCACCCUCCGGGGGGACAUCAACGUCUGCGUGGUGGGGGACCCCAGCACUGCCAAGAGCCAGUUCCUCAAGCAGGUGUCAGAGUUUGCGCCCCGGGCGGUGUACACGAGCGGCAAGGCGUCGAGCGCGGCCGGUCUGACGGCGGCUGUGGUGCGCGAUGAGGAGUCACACGAGUUCGUCAUCGAGGCCGGGGCCCUCAUGCUGGCAGACAAUGGCGUCUGCUGCAUUGACGAGUUUGACAAGAUGGAACUCAAAGACCAGGUGGCCAUCCACGAGGCCAUGGAGCAGCAGACCAUCUCCAUCACCAAGGCCGGCGUCAAGGCGACGCUGAAUGCGAGGACGUCCAUUUUGGCUGCGGCCAAUCCCGUCGGAGGACGCUACGACCGCACCAAGUCCCUGAAACAGAACAUCGCCCUGUCGCCUCCCAUCAUGUCCCGCUUCGACCUCUUCUUCAUCCUGGUCGACGAGUGCAACGAGGUGACGGACUACGCCAUUGCGAGGCGGAUCAUCGACCUGCACUGCCACAACGAGGACAACCUGGAGAAGUUCUACAGCCACGAAGACAUCCAGCGCUACAUCCAGUUUGCACGCAUGUUCAAACCAAAGCUGAGCCGUGAGGCCAAGGAGUACCUGGUGGAGCAGUACCGCCACCUGCGGCAAAGGGACUGUGGCGGCAUCUCCAAGUCCUCUUGGCGGAUCACCGUGCGCCAGCUCGAGAGCAUGAUCCGCCUCUCGGAAGGCAUCGCGCGGAUGCACUGCAGCGACCAGGUGCUGCCGAAGCACGUGAAGGAAGCCUACCGCCUGCUGAACAAGUCCAUCAUCCGGGUGGAGCAGCCGGACAUCAACCUGUACGAGGAGGAAGAGGAAGGGGAAGCCAUGGAGCUGGACCCCGCAGCGGAGACACCCAACGGAGUAGACGACGCCGCCGUGAGUCGCGAGGUCGACGCCGCGGGCUCCACGGCCCCCGAGAAAGAGAAAAAGACGGAGGCACGCGGGGCCCUGACACUCUCCUACGAGGAAUACAAGAAGGUGGCUAACUUGCUCGUGCUGCACCUGCUCAAGGAGGAGGCCCGCAGCGAAGAAGCGGGCUCCGAGGGCACGCGGAGGAUGUCCUUGGUCAAUUGGUACCUGAAGGAGGUGGAGAGCGAGAUUGACUCGGAGGAAGAGCUUGUGCAGCGAAAGACCCUGGUGGAGAAGGUCAUCGACCGGCUCGUCGGCCACGACCAUGUCAUCAUCGCCCUGUCCACGAGCGGUCUGAAAGGGAGCGACCAGGAGGUGGAGCAAGACCCCAUCUUGGUGGUGCACCCAAACUUUGUGCCAGAGCUCUCCUGAACUCUUCAAAGAUGAUCCUUUGUAAAAAGUGUAAAUCGUGUUCUUAUGCUUGUGCCUUGCAUUUCUGUUUUUUUUAUAUCUCACUUAAUAGCCUGUUUUUUACUUUGCCAUGGCACUGGAGGUUAAACCUUCAUUACUGUUACUGCACUCCAGGUCUAAUUCAAUAAUAAAAGAGUUGGUCAAAUACAUAUGCACUAUGUCUUGCUCUGUUUGAUCAAGGCAAUCAGA